Propithecus coquereli (Coquerel's sifaka) is the source of this 762-nucleotide messenger RNA. RefSeq names its product neurturin (gene NRTN). Bases 45 to 638 code for a protein of 197 amino acids. The record is from RefSeq and is a predicted model, not a curated record. Gene Ontology annotation, molecular function: growth factor activity; receptor tyrosine kinase binding; glial cell-derived neurotrophic factor receptor binding. The transcript is spliced from 3 exons. NCBI's taxonomy places the organism in Eukaryota, Metazoa, Chordata, Mammalia, Primates, Indriidae.
CGGCCGCCACUGACGGGUAGUCCGGCGCCCCGAGCAGGCCGAGGAUGCAGCGCUGGAAGGCGGCGGCCCUGGCCUCGGUGCUGUGCAGCUCGGUGCUGUCCCUCUGGAUGUGCCGCGAGGGCCUGCUCCUCAGCCACCGUCUCAGACCCGCGCUGGUCCCGCUGCGCCGCCUGCCUCGCAGCCUGGACGCCCGGAUCGCCCGCCUGGCCCAGUACCGCGCGCUGCUGCAGGGAGCCCCGGACGCGGUGGAGCUGCGCGAGCUGACACCCUGGGCCGGGCGGCCCCCAGGUCCGCGCCGUCGGGCGGGGCCGCGGCGGCGGCGUGCGCGUGCACGGUCGGGCACGCGGCCGUGUGGGCUCCGCGAGCUCGAGGUGCGCGUGAGCGAGCUGGGCCUGGGCUACGCGUCGGACGAGACGGUGCUGUUCCGCUACUGCGCAGGCGCGUGCGAGGCGGCCGCGCGCGUCCACGACCUGGGGCUGCGGCGCCUGCGCCAGCGGAGGCGCCUGAGGCGAGAGCGGGUGCGCGCGCAGCCCUGCUGCCGCCCGACGGCCUACGAGGACGAGGUGUCCUUCCUGGACGCGCACAGCCGCUACCACACGGUGCACGAGCUGUCGGCGCGCGAGUGCGCCUGCGUGUGACACUACCUCACGGGGCCUGGCGACACGGAGGCCACGCCACGCUCCCCGACGGCGCCUGCCGUCCACGGACUGCGCAUGCGCACAGCAUGCCAUCGAGGCCCCGGGACUCUCGCGAUAACUGUGU